CAACUGUGAGGAAGUGAACGCCAGACUAAGUAAAGUGAAAGUUUUCGUCAGCCAACAAUGCCCAUAGGAGCAGCCAACACCCUCCAGAGGGUAUCCAGUGUGGCUAAGUAUGAGCCCAACUAUGAAGAGGCAACUGCCUUAAUACAAUACAUGGACACACAACAGCUACAAGGGCUUCUUGACAGUGAAGAAAAACUUCAUGACCUCACUAAUGAUCUACAACAGGUAAAGAACAUCCAGGUAGACAGGGAGAUGUUACUAGCCAGCAAUAAGAGCUUGGCUGAUUACAACUUGUCCAAGGAGCCUCUAUUAAAGGAAGGCAGAGAGAAGUUGGCUACACUCUAUGAAGAGGUUCAGCGCUCAAAAGAGGUGCUUCUCAGGGACAAAGAGCAGAUAGGUAAAGAACAUCCAGGUAGACAGGGAGAUGUUAUAUAUAAAAUGUUACCUACAUUCUGUAUUGGCUACCUUCAGGUAAAGAACAUCCAGGUAGACAGGGAGAUGUUACUAGCCAGCAAUAAGAGCUUGGCUGAUUACAACCUGUCCAAGGAGCCUCUAUUAAAGGAAGGCAGAGAGAAGUUGGCUACACUCUAUGAAGAGGUUCAGCGCUCAAAAGAGGUGCUUCUCAGGGACAAAGAGCAGAUAGAUAACCAGGCAAAUAGCCAAAGUCCUGACACUGUUCAUGCCUUACUGCAGACUGAAGCCGCUAAAUCAGAGGAAGAAACAGAGAAAAUGGCAGAAGAAUUUCUUGAUGGUAGUUUAAGUGUUGAUGCGUUUGUCCAGAAAUUUAUUGGAGAGAGGACCGUGGCUCACUUACGAAGAAUUAAGGCAGAGAAGAUGGGAGAACUGCUGCAGACACGAGCCUCUGGCAAAUCUCCCUAUGGACAGCAGUGGACUGCCUCACAGACACCUUAUCCUAAUUCUUCCACUGGAUAUCAGAUGCCAGAACCAUCAGGAUACUAUCCUAGAUAAUUACCAUACAUAAUAAGUGUACAUCAAUCAACAACUGGAUAGAUGCCAGAGCCAUCAGGAUACUAUCCUAGAUAAUUACCAUACAUUCUAAGUGUACAUCAAUCAACAACUGGAUAUCAGAUGCCAGAACCAUCAGGAUACUAUCCUAGAUAAUUGACAGACAUUCUUACCAAGUGUACAUCAAUCAACAACUGGAUAUCAGAUGCCAGAGCCAUCAGGAUACUAUCCUAGAUAAUUGAUGGAUAUUCUAAACAAGUUAACUAUUUUCAGCAGGCCUGUAGCCAGCAAUUUCAAAAGGGGGUCUUUUUCUGAAAAUUGUACCUUUUGAAAUGAAAUUUUUGUGUACCUAGGUCAAAUUUUGCCCAGAAUGGACCUUUACCUGACAAAAAGGGCAGUUCUUUUCAACCACCCCCCAAACAUCCCUGGCUACGGGCCUGCUCAGUAUAGUACAGAGUGUGUACCAUAAUUUAAACUUUCUCAGAGUGAAUCAAAGUAAGUUAUUUUUACUGAAACUCUACUUAGUAAAAUUGACAUUUAUGCAAAUAAUAUUUAAAUAAUAUGAAAAAUACUCGAUGCCGGAAUUAGCAUUGUAAAUGUUUAGUUGGGUACAUGUAAAACAAGACUCAGCCUGACUUUCACCUUUCAUUACAUGGAUGUUCAGUACAGACACAGACUUUCACCUUUCAUUACAUGGAUGUUUAGUACAGACACAGACUUUCACCUUUCACUACAUGGAUGUUUAGUACAGACACAGACUUUCACCUUUCAUUACAUGGAUGUUCAGUACAGACACAGACUUUCACCUUUCAUUACAUGGAUGUUCAGUACAGACAGACUUUCACCUUUCAUUACAUGGAUGCUCUGUACAGACACAGACUCCACAUUUCCAUGCAUUUUUCAUCUGCCUGAUAGUACAUUUCACUGCAUCAUGCUGUUCAUAUUUUAAUGUAACUAUACCAUAAACUUCUUCUUAAGUUGGGAAAAAUAUAAAAUCUACAGUUGUUGAUAUAGUGCUUCUUGGUUAGAAUACCCUUAUUCUCAUCUCUUUGAUUCUUGAUCAAGGAAAACAGCUCCUUAAAUUAAGCUACAUUUUUUAUGAAAUCAUCUUGUGCAAAUUACAGGUAUAAGUAGUAUAUACACACGUUAAAGUGUUGUAACUGGUACAAUAAUUUAUAAAACCAACACUCAAGGUAAACAGAGGUUGAAAUAAAUGCCGUCUACCUGAAAUAA
Messenger RNA from Lingula anatina, 2199 nucleotides. RefSeq names its product vacuolar protein sorting-associated protein 37B. Gene Ontology annotation, cellular component: ESCRT I complex. Gene Ontology annotation, biological process: ubiquitin-dependent protein catabolic process via the multivesicular body sorting pathway; protein targeting to vacuole; protein targeting to membrane. The record is from RefSeq and is a predicted model, not a curated record. Lineage: Eukaryota; Metazoa; Brachiopoda; Lingulata; Lingulida; Lingulidae.